AUGAAGCCAACAACAAUUGACAUUAUACAUGGGGUCUUACACACGAUACUCGAACAUGAGGUUCCUGACGACCUAUUUGUCCAGACCGCCGUCGAAUGUGCGAUUGAAAACAAAAACCUUGCUUCACUAAGAUAUAUUCUAGGCGAGCUGUUGAAUAACCUGCCAGAACACUCACGUCCGAUGAGCACGAUUGCGUUUCACACAAAAUUCCCUACAGAACUUCACGCCGAGCAGUUAGAGCUGGUCAAACAUCCAUUAAUUGCCUUGCUACAGAAGGCAGUGGAUCGUUGUGAGGCAUCAGAAGUCUUGGGAGCCGCCAAAGAAUUCUUCACUCAAUUUCGCAGAGUCGACUUACAUCAAGUGACAGCCAGGACCUCUUCACAAAAUUUUCCUGACCAGCACGAGCUUCUCCUGCCAGGGACCGUUAAAAAGCACUGGUCCACAAAUUUUGUCGGCGGAAGCGAUGAACGACUGAUUAGCGCUCUUGAAGCGUACGAAGCCGAUUUUGAACAGCCGGAUGCCCGGAAAAAAUAUUAUUCUAAACUUAUCAUGUUGAUUCGAAGUAGUGGUGCUGGCAAGUCACGACUUGCCGAUACAGUUGGAAAACGAUGCCUCAUGAUCACCUAUGUUAUUCGUGAUCAUCCAGGUGGCUAUCCUCCUGCCGACUCUGCAAUUUGUGACUUCUUGUCUGCUCACCCCUCCCGGGCAGAAGCAGACAUGAUGUCUCCCAAGAAAAAGACUGCAGAUUAUGCGACUGCCACACAUCGUGUUUAUUCUAUUUGGGCUCACGCGACGAUGAUUGCUCUCAUGCAAUCGACGCUUGAAGAACUUACCAACUACAUUCAGAACAAGUCCACAUCCGCUAGCUCACAGGAGGACGUCGCAAGUAUGGUGUAUCGAGCACUGGCACCUUCAAAUGGCAGGCGAUCUCACAUUCGCUGCGAGCUUUACGAUAAAGUCGUUGAGAAUGCAAAGAAUAUCCGGAAACGCUGUAUUGAGGAAGGAGGGUUCCGUUCGUGCUUUGACAACGUCUCGGGUUCUCAAAUAAGAACUUCUCUACAAGACUCGGGUUGUGCCGCGAUGAGUGAAUUGCGAAAAGCUGCUGUGGAACUCAAAAGUACUUUGGAGGAACUGCCCAGUAGUCAUCCAAAUCUCCCACGCCUCAUUGUCGCUUUCGACGAAGUAGCGAGCCUGCUCUCUGAAGACGAAUACAACAUCCGUUAUAUUGCUUUGAACAGAAUUCUCAGUUGCAUCUCCAAGGGAAAUCCAUUCUGGUAUCUGUUUAUGUCUACUGAAAGCAAAAUCGAUCACUUAUUGCCGCCAGACUCAGUCUCAUCAGAUCAGAGCAAAUUUCCAUCCCAUCGUCCAUCAAGUCGUGGGGAUUUUACACUAAACCGUUUCCCAUCAUUUACAACGUUUGCAUGUGACAUUGACGAUCUCAAGAAGAACUCUACCUUGUACCCAAAGACAGAGUCUAUGUUUACUUUCACCUCCAUUGGCUUCAUGGCCCGCUUUGGUCGACCCCUGUGGCUCGCUUUCGAGGAACCACAGUUGGUUGCUACUGAAAAAAUAUUGGGAACCAAGCAAAGUAAGAGACUCAACCCAUAUGUUCAACAGGAGGUACUCGCAGUGCUGUCCAAUCGCCUGUAUUUGGAUUUCAACAUGGCCAAUCCGACUACCCUUCCUCUUGCGCAAGAUGCCGUCAAUUGUUACAUGCGAGACGUCAUAUCAAUCGAUCCUUCUUCUGGCGUUCUCCAUACCAGAACUCCAAACGAGCCUAUACUAUCCUAUUCCGCCAUGCGGCAUCUUUUCAGUGACGUAUCAAUUUGGCCACAGGCCAUAGAAACCUUCACGCAACAGCUCCUGGACAGAGGGGCUAUUGAGAAAGGUGAAGAAGGAGAAUUGUUCUCAAGACUGAUAUUCACACUUUCUCAUGAUAGACUCGUCAGGUCACAUAUCAUCGAUGGUAAAUUUCAGCCCUCACACCUUACAUUCAAGGUUCGAGACUUUCUGCACGAGCUUUACGCUACAGAAUAUCACCAGAUCAUUGACGAGAUUGAGGAGGGGAUCCUUGACGCCCACAUGAACUUCUUGUCUUUCUCAUCCACAGCUGAAUACCUUACUGGUCGUUCUUUUCAGAAUCUUUGCUACACUUUACUCAGACGAAGCUCAGCCUUACAGCUGGCACCCCAGCAAAGAACGUAUGAUCAGCUGCUGCCAUUCUAUGUGGGCAAUCCCGACGAACCUUUCGACACGAAAAAGGUCGGCGCGAUCUUGGUCCAAGUAAAGAACAGAAUGACAUCGUCUAGCAUUGAUCUCAUCCUUAAGCAGUGUUUCCAGUGGCCACACGCCAACCAUCUCCAUAAGAGAUUCAAGGAACGUAAUUAUGAUUCGCUGCUCAAGGACAACCCUGACACCAAAAUUUUAUUUAUACUCCUCGACUUCGGAAUCAAACCAUCUACUGUGGAGGUGAAAAAAAGCUGCGUAAACCGGCCAUCGGUCUGGGCCAUUCAUUCAAAGGGACACGACGCAGACGUCUUCGGUUGCUUGAAGGGAAUGAAUGUCGGCCCAUGCAUCCCAAGGUUUUUCCGCGGUGACUUCCGCAAGCAAUUCCUAGCCCAUAGACGUUGUGAUCCUCUUCACAACAUUCUCCAUCUAGACACAAUCUCACAGGAUGUCCCAGGUGAAGCCGCCUCCGAGGGAUCGUCAGAAGAUGUCGUGAUGGCUGAUGUUUGA
Talaromyces marneffei is the source of this 2736-nucleotide messenger RNA. RefSeq lists its product as uncharacterized. The record is from RefSeq and is a predicted model, not a curated record. The transcript is spliced from 3 exons. Lineage: Eukaryota; Fungi; Ascomycota; Eurotiomycetes; Eurotiales; Trichocomaceae. Bases 1 to 2736 code for a protein of 911 amino acids.